AUGCCCGUGGCAUUCACAAGCAAAUCGUUUAAGCAGGAUACGCAUGAGGCUGCCCUCCAUCGAUUGGCUGUUCCUUCUCGAACCUCCAACAUCCAACCUACCUCCGACCUCCAACCUGAGGCUUCCCUGAGAUUGGCCCUCACCUGGUCCCGUCACAACCACAAUCUGGACUUGGAUACCAGACAGAACCUUUUUUCGAACAACACCAGCAUACGAUUUGUAAUUCUUGCUUACCUCUUCGCUUCUCAAGAGUCUAUCAUGUCGUCCAUCCAUAUCGACCGCUUCCUCGCGGCCGGAUGCAUCGUUAUCGACGAAGCCGAAAGCGGCAUCUCCCCAGCCCUUUGGUCCGUCCCUCUGCUUCACACCUGGCACAGCAUCGAUGUUCCCGCCUCUAAAGGCAAGCCGAAAUACAAUCCAUCGAUUGGACCUAUUCAUGUCGCCGGCUCCGACCCGCCUCUCCAUCCCAGUAUUCAGGAUGCCCUCCUGGAAUCUUCUAUUCUGUCCCCAUUCCUAAGUCUCCUAGGCUCAAAAUGGGUCCACACGACGUUCAGAGUUACAGCUGAGCUUCCCGCCAGAGGUAUUGUUCGUGUCUACAUACUUCCAGACGACGUCGAAAAUCGCCUGCUCCCCCGAUUUGAUAAACGUCUACAACAACUUAGGACCAGGCUCUUCCAGCUCCUUGACCGCUCUUCCUGCACUUGGAAUGGGCAUGUCAGGUCCCAAGAAGUUGAGAACGAUGGGAAUGACAAGGAGCAAAGCCUGACCGGAAAACCGCAGUCGCUCCUGCAAAUGUUCAAUACUCUCCCGGCCCCGGAUCCCAAGCCGAAUCAAGUGCAGGACCCUGAUAGACGCGCUAGCAUGUACGACUUGCUUGACAACAAGGUAUCGGGCCUGAAGACGACGCUACAUCCGUUCCAGUGUCGGUCCGCAGCCUUCAUGGCACAACGAGAGUCGCAGACAGAGCCAAUUCCGGAUCCUCGACUGCCAAAGCGUUAUGUCGAUCAUCUAGGAAAGACGUACUACGUGGACCCCAUCGCCGAAACCAUCGUCGUUGACCCGGCCUAUUAUGACAGCGUCUGUGGAGGUAUCCUAGCUGAAGAAAUGGGAGCUGGAAAGACGCUCAUUUGCCUGGCUCUCAUCCUAGCGACGAAGCAUAUCCCCACCUCUGUUCCAGAGUUGUACCGUGGAGCAGAUCCCAUUGUGCGGCCCAAAGUCGGAAGCUUGAUGGAUAUGGCGGCGGCCGUGGUCACGAGAAGCGGAGCGCCUUGGAAGGACAUCUUCGGCUUUGACAGCCAAGAAAAUGAUGGUUUCCAGUAUAAUUCGGUCAUGAAUGCCAUCCAGCGAAACCCCGGCUGGUACCGCCUACCUCAGCCCGUUUCACCACGGCCCACCCGCCGGAACACGACAGAGACCCGCGGUGAGAUGAUUUACCUUUCCCAUACGUCUCUUAUAAUUGUGCCGCCAAACCUUGUUACUCAUUGGGAACAAGAGAUCGAGAAGCACACCAGCGGUCUCCGAGUGCUAUUGCAGACAAAGACUUUGUGUCUCCCUGCUGCUGAAGAUCUGAGAGAGUAUGACAUAGUUCUCUUCUCCAGGAGCGUCUUCGACAGCAUUCAUUCCAACCAAGCAAAGAAUAAGUCUUCACGGAGCCGCCAAAGCAAUCCAUUGGCAAGUGUACAUUUCAAGCGUUGCAUUGUCGACGAGGGCCAUGUGCUCGGAAACUCAACUUCGGGCGGCGUCAACUCCACGCCGAAGACUAAUAUACAGCUUGUUAUAAAUGGUUUGCAUGUAGAUGCUAAAUGGGUUGUUACCGGCACACCUUCCAAAGGCCUUUAUGGUCUCGAGCAUGGAGUCCGAGGCAGUCUGGAGCAGAAUCAUCAGGUUUCCACAGAUCUAGAGCUUAAGGAUCUCAAAGCAAUCGGUGUCAUGGCUACUGUCUUCUUGAAAGCACAACCCUGGGCUAACACGCUUGGCGAUACCCAGUCUCUGGGAGUAGCCGGAGCGACGAGGGACAAAGUUCUCUGGGCGGACUAUAUCGUCAAACCCUGGCCUUCACUGGAUCGCCAGGAUGACUGCCUGAGAGCAACUCUUGGAUCUCUGAUUGUCCGACACCCCAAGCUCGAGAUUGUCCCUUUCCUGCCUUCUGUCGAGGAGAGGACUGUCUAUCUUGAUGGGUCGUACCAAGACAUCCUUUCCCUCAAUCUCUUCUCGAUGUAUAUCAUCUUCAAUUCCGUACAGUCGGAGAGGACCGACGAGGAUUACUUCUUCCACAAGAGCCAGAGGAACCAUCUGGCAAAUUUGGUCAAAAACCUCAGACAAGCCAGCUUCUUCGGCGGCCAAUUCUUUUGUAGGUCGGACAUUCUCCAGGCCAUUGACAGAGCGGAACGAUUCCUCGACGAGGGCGCGGUAGACAUCACCGCAGAGGACGACGCUUUGCUACGGACCGCAAUUGAGUUUGGUCGAAUUGCGGUUAGUAAUACCGUCAAGAAUUCCGCCCACUGUUUCGCCCAGGUUCCUGUAUUCGUUGAAAACUUUCCUUUCGGCGCCGGUGAACAUUGGUCUCUCGACUCACGCGGCGGAGACCCCGUCUGCACAAUGGCACCCCUCCUUCUUCGCCUUCAGGAGCGCCUAAAGCCCUUCAUCAAAUCUCCCAAAACGCUAGAUAUGUUGUCCACGGUAGGGGACAUUGCUAUGUGGGGAGAGCAUGAUCGGCAAAAGGCAUUGGUGCCCAACUCCAACUGGGAAAGAUAUGGGCGCACCGAAACUGAUUCAGAUGUGCAGAAGAAAAAUCUCCGGGUGAUCAAAUCUCUCAUGGGAGAAACAAAGCCUGCACAAGAACAAGAUUCCACAGCCGGCUCGUCGGCCUCGGAAGCUGCUGCACCCCUCGCAAAAACCAGGUUGAUCUCGACCGCCUCAGCCAAGCUUUCCUACCUCGUCGACCAGAUCAUCCAGCACCAAGAAGCCGAGCAGAUCCUGGUCUUCUACGAAAAUGACAACGUAGCCUACUACCUCGCCGAGGUGCUCGAAGUUCUUGGGAUCCAGCAUCUCAUCUACGCCAAGGGCAUCACCAGCGAGCGCAAGAACCAGUACCUGGCCACCUUCACGCUGAAGCCCAAGUUCCGCGUUAUGCUCAUGGACAUCAGCCAGGCGGCCUACGGCCUGGACAUGAAGACGGCUUCCCGCAUCUACUUCAUCAACCCGGUGCUGAACCCGCAGGUUGGGGCCCAGGCCAUCGGCCGAGCGCGCAGAAUCAGCCAGCAGAAGCCGGUCACGGUCGAGACGCUGGUGCUGCGCGGCAGCAUCGACGAGGUGAUUAUUCGACGGCGCGAGGAGAUGUCGCCUGCCGAGCAGAGGAAGUGCAGCCGGGGUUCGAUUUUGGAUGACCGGCCGAUCUAUAACUGGAUCUUGAACGCGAAGAUUCUACCGCUUCCGGAGAGCGUUGAUAAGGAUGACGGACCGGCGCAGAUGGCCAAGUUGGCGGAACCGCAGAAUAUCUUUGGAAGGGCCACUCGCGAACAUCCGGAACAGGAUCUUGUGAUGCGCGGCUUGGGCAGCGAGGCCCUAAGGGCCGUGAUUGCGAGGAGAAAUUUUGGGAGGGAUAAUGAAGUAACCACCUCGGGUCAGUUUACAGCAGUAGCUUCCGGUUCCAACAAGAGGACGUACCAGGACGAUGAUGGCGUUAUACAUCCAGCUACCUCAAUGGAGGAAGAUGGAGAUGUGCACAUGAUGGAUGCGCAGCAAAGAGCGGAGCCAGAUUCAGCGGAAGACGAUUCUUCUCCUGUGACUAAGCGUCCUCGUGUCCGAUUUGCAGACACCGAUGAGAAUUGAGUCGGCCGCCGUGGUAAGGCUAGAAUCGAGUCUGGCCAUUCAUUUUCGGAUGAAGAACGAACUACCGGAAAGUUCCCAUCAGGCCACACCCCCUUCCCCAUGUACUGGACAGUGGACGAUGCAAUCAACGAAAAGCCCGUGUUGGCCAACAUGGCCUCGAUGAGACUCCCUUUAUGAACGAACCCCUUCUCCCCCUGAUCCACGAAAGGCUGGAUCCCUUCACUGACAAGCGCAAUCAUUAGCCAGGAUUCGGGAAUUUCUUGUACGACUUUAUAAACAAGCUGAAAAUAUCGAACGCUGGAUACCCUCGCCUUUGUGGAAUUCUGGGCAGCGUUUCUUCUUUAGCUCGGGCGAUGCCCAUCGCCUUUUUAGAACUUCUGGACAGCAUGUUGCUUCUUUAUGUACUAGGCUUGA
Molecule: messenger RNA, 4242 nt
Organism: Neurospora tetraspora
Lineage: Eukaryota; Fungi; Ascomycota; Sordariomycetes; Sordariales; Sordariaceae
Product: P-loop containing nucleoside triphosphate hydrolase protein
Exons: 3
Coding region: 1-3828 (1275 amino acids)
Biological process (GO): DNA repair
Cellular component (GO): nucleus
Molecular function (GO): ATP-dependent chromatin remodeler activity; ATP binding
Source: RefSeq, a predicted model, not a curated record